This is a messenger RNA of Guillardia theta CCMP2712, 1134 nucleotides long. RefSeq lists its product as hypothetical. Lineage: Eukaryota; Cryptophyceae; Pyrenomonadales; Geminigeraceae. Gene Ontology annotation, biological process: positive regulation of mitochondrial translation. The record is from RefSeq and is a predicted model, not a curated record. The coding region runs from base 1 to 1134 and encodes 377 amino acids. The transcript is spliced from 11 exons.
AUGAAGAUCUCCACCCUGACAUCGUCGAAAGAGGAUCGAUACAGCUGCAACCCUAGAUGGCUCGUGGCGUUCUGUUUCAGCGCUACUGGCGAGGGCUUCGACUUCCAUGGAGCGGCUCACGCUUUGAACAACACCUUCGGCGGCAUUCCCAAACUUUUCUUCUCGGAGGUGGCACACAUCGCGGUGUCGUUGAACCAGGGGAAGAAGACUUCCGCGAGCCGUAAGAAGGCACCAGCGAUGGACGACAAGACCGGAAACAGCGACAUCUUCAUCUUCAAGGACGGGUCCAUGGUGCUGUGGGGGUUUCCUGCGGAAUAUGAGAACAAGAUCCUAUCUAUCGUUCAACCUUUCCGGGAAACUCGAACAGAUGAGCUGUUCCUCCCUUCGAUCAUCGGGGCUGUCCAGGGGCCUUCGAGAGAGGAGCUGAAGUGGUGCUUCGGAGAGAAGUUUGGUUAUGACAAAGCGUUGGACAUGCUUGUCCUGUCACACCAUGACGAGACGUCCAACGAGACGUGGAGCAUACAGCAGAACACUCUAGAGAAGGUUGCGCUCUCGCAUGGUUUGCAAAGGAGCGUGAAGAUGGAUAGAUUGGAAAUCUACAUGAACUCGCUGGUCAGGAGUUUGAAAGCCAUGCCUCAGGACAUCAUUCUGAACGUUGUCCCUCAUUCAGAGUCCGGCCACAAGUAUGCAACAUCGCUGAUUGGCCUCGCUACCUGUGUCGGGCUGAAGAGGUGUUUUGUUAGGCGCGUUCUGCAGAAGAUGGGAGAAAUUUUGUAUCUACGAGAUGUUCUCAAUCUACGAGGGUGCCUGGAAACACCCAAAGCAUACUGGAACAAACCAGAAUUGGAGGAGAUGUACAACCGGAUAUGGGUUGAGUUCGAGUUGGGGCAUCGAAUGUUCCUGCUCAAUCAGAAGGCCCAGCUGGAUUAUGCCCAUGAGCUAGUGGACGCGAGAAGGAUACAGCUCGUUGACGCACGGCAGACGAGGUUGACGUUGUACAUUAUUCUGCUGAUUUGCGUCUCGAUCGUUUUCAAUUCCAAAAAAGUGAAGCACCUGGUGUUCAAAGAACAUCGGGAUCCCGAUGAUCGGGCUAUCAUGGAAGUCAUGGAAACCAAGUCCGCCGUUCAGGGAUAG